Molecule: messenger RNA, 3723 nt
Organism: Mercenaria mercenaria
Lineage: Eukaryota; Metazoa; Mollusca; Bivalvia; Venerida; Veneridae
Product: E3 ubiquitin-protein ligase rnf8-like
Exons: 5
Coding region: 243-803 (186 amino acids)
Source: RefSeq, a predicted model, not a curated record
UCUUUCGGUUUUGAAUUAUAUCAUACGUUGGUUUGGAAUACCGAAAACUGUAUACUUUAAAAAAACAUGUCAUAUAGUGCAACCGAUUCAAUAUGCUAUAGUCGUCAGCCGUUACGGCAAGAAAAAAUGCUGAUGAAAGAGAUUAUAGACCGUCCUUAGUGACGGCCACAAGAGGUUCCUCAACUGUUGGAAAGAAACGGCAAGAAAGAAAAGCUAGAGGGUGUGUUACUCCGGAAGAAAAAAUGAUUCAGAGUAGAAAGGAUAACGUUGAAAACAGAGACGAAUCCCAGGAAAGCAGGCAACAAACUUUUAGGGACAACUGGACGAUGGAAGAACUUGCUAGAUCUGAGAAAAAGCGGUUAGAGCAAGAGAUAGACAAAACAAUGGAAAUGCUUAUGAAGAAACACAAGCAAGAAGUUGACAAAAUAAAAAAUGAUCUACACAGACAACACAAGAAGGAGAUCGACGAGAUAACAAAUGCUAAAAACAACAAACAUGACAAGGAAAUUACGAGAAUGCAAAAAGAGUUGCAAGACAUGCGGUCGAAGAAGGAGUUGGCAGAACAAAAACUUGAAGACGCUAGAAAAUGCCUUGGUGGUCUUAGUGAUACCGAGAAAGUGGUUGCCUCCAAUAAUGCAUUCAUGUGCUGCUGCAUCUGCAUGGAAAGGCCAAGUAACUCAUUUUUGAUGCCAUGCGGUCAUACAUUCUGCAUGGUCUGUGCAGAGGCUCAAGAAUCCGAGUUAAACGGAAAGUGUUCAGUUUGUAGGCAGACAAUUGAAUGUGUUCGACAGAUUCAUUCGUGAAUGAAUACUAACAUGUUUCUAUGCAUCCUUAGUAAAAUGGUUUUCAUAUGAAUGAUUUUUUAUUUGACCAGCAAACUGUAGGAUAAUUACUAAUUUUUUAAAAAAAAUGGUAUAGUGCGCCAUAUUUGUUUGACUUGGGUUGUAUUGUUGGUUAAUAGACAUUGAGUGGUGUUGCUUUUUUAUUUGUUGUUUUAAGAAAAUAUAAUUUUAAAUCAACAUUUCUUUAUGCCCCCCGCCAUUCGAUGUCCGUGCGUGCGUCAGUCCGUCCGUUUUUCCCCAUCUCGUAAUCAAAGAGUUUAUAGAUGUACAUUAUUAUAGGUGUUAUUACUAUGAUUUCUACUGAGGUUAUGUUGCAAAGUUUCGAACAAUCUCUUUAAUGUCAUUUUAUGAUUAUGCAUAACUUUAUCAUGACAUCAGGAGUUAUAACUGACCAAUCAGAGAGCUGCAUUUUCAAGUACCUGCCAGUUUCUACUUGGGUAAAACGAAGUAUUUUUACAAUGAACAUAUAGUGACUUUAGAAAUAAAUAUCACAUCAUUUCAGAAAUCAAAUAAUAAUUUUGACUGCACAUGCCACAGAUGAUGCUACAAACUACAAAUUUAUAAGGUUUCAUUGAAAUAUUAUAUAUAUUUUAUACUUUAACUUUAAUUUAAAGUUUGAAAUUUUACACAGGGAGUCUAUGAUGAUGUCCGAGUAAAAUGUAAUCAAUACCCAAGUGAAAUAGAAUCAUUCCGCAAUGUUUCGGACAUGUUAACAUUAUGAAUUAAAAUGCAUGUAUACGAGACUUUUGUAAACAUAUUCUGAUACAACCCUCCCCCCAUCCAAUAAAUAUAUAUAUGGAAAAAAUCCUUAUUUGAUUUUUUUAUCACUCCUUUGAUUUCGAAACUCCGUUGGAAUAAAAUAAUUCCAUACUUUAACAGUAUUUUGUUUGUUAGUAGACGCUAGCAGUUUACGGAUGAUUAUUCUUUUGAACUGUGAAAAACAUUGUAAAUGAGUGUUUGUUAAUAAAACAAAAUUAGUGUCCGAUAUAUUUAAAGUAUUAACAUAAAUUUCAAUGUACGCCGGCGAAACUGAUAUUUGUUAUGUAUACCUUUGUUUAUACACUAAAACGUCACUGUUACGCUGUAGCUUAAUGGUAAGUGCUCCCGCUUUAUAUUCAAGAGGUCGGGAGUUCGAGCCCCACCGGAAUAAUUUACUUGUUUUAAUUUCACCAGUUUUAUUGGGGUUUUUUUUGUAUGAAUUUAACAUGAGUUUUGCAAAUAUUGUCACAAAAAUCAUUUGUGCGAAAACUUAAAAAGGUUUUGUUUUGAUGUCAGAUUCCAAUGUAGUCCGAGUACAUCAAACUAUAAAAAAUGAGGGUCCAAAUUAACAGGUAUGAAAUUUUUUAAAAGCACAUAUUGCUCCUCCCAUUUUUCACAUAUAUUGCAUCCAUAAAUCUUAGAAAUCAUUGACCUGUGUUUUACACUUGGGAAAAUAUUGUUGGCUAUACAAAUGAGAAUCAACAUUAAAAAGGUUUCUACUACCACCCCUACUCUCUAGAGAUGAAAAACAUAAACCUUUAAAAAGCCCUAGACUGUUAGCAGUUUGGUAAAGUAAACAUGGGUUUUCGAGUAUUUCUGUGUUUAGUGUUUUUCUCUGUGUUCAACUCAGAUCAAUUACUUUUUAAAAACAUUCUUGUUUUGAAUUUAAAACAAAAAUGUUCAUGUAAAUGGUUAUUUAUCAUUCUCCCAUACCUGAGGCCUAGCAUAGCAGGGUUUCUUGACCGAAAUUUGGUCCCAGUUUUCCUUCCAAAAUGAACGUAAUUUGCAUUUAGAAAUUAUGGAUAAUCAUUGAUACAAAUGUCUUAAUUGUCAUAACAGAACAUAAACUUACUAAUACGGAUCCGUAAUUACAGAUAUUUGCACCCAUUGCAAUAUCACCACUCCUUUGAAUUUGAAGGGGCACUGGUGAUUUCUCAAGGAGCUCUGACUUAUCAGUAGCACCGAAUUUUAUAUCAAGACAAGUCAAAAAGCUAAAUAUUUUAAAAUAUAAAACGAGUACUAAUACAGACGCCGAGUCACGGGACAAAAAAGCCCAGAAAGCUGCCAUAUUGGAAGGAGGCUUAAACUUGUUGCAUUAUCCUACGACCGGGCAUAAUUUGCAGUGCGGCUCUGUGGCAAGUUUUGCAUAGAUCUUUUAAAAGAUGAAUUUCAUUUUCGGGCAGUAUUUUCUUCACAGAAGUACCUACUUAUUUAUUUAGCAAAGUUGGUCAGGCGUUUUUUCUAUUUUCUGAUGGUCGUGUCAAUUUACUUUAGAGAGAUCCGUAACCGCACAUAAACAUAUCUAAAGCUGAAAUUGUAUUGUACUUGCACUGAAUGUCUAAAAUUAGUAACGAUAUUUUUGUGUUAGUUUGGUGUUAUAUAACCUGUUUGUAGCUUGUGUAUUGUACUCGCACUGAAUGUCUAAAGAGUAACAUAUAUCCUUUUUAAAUAAAAUUUCCAAAAUGAGCCGCACCACGAGAAAACUUACAUUCUGCGUUUUUAAGGUCACUGAUUUAACUAUACAGUAACAUAUCUGAUAGACGUAGGAUGGGAGCCUAGCACUGGUCUUUCUCAGGAAUGAUGUUUCGGUAAACUAUCUGUCUGUGAAAAUAGCUGAAAUAUUGUUGAAAUCUAUUAGUAAACCAAAAGAACAUAUAAAACUAGAAAAUUUGUUGCAGGUCAUUGUUGAUUAAUCUGCAUGAUAGGUCCAUCAUCGAUCUCGUGUAAAGUAAUGUAAUAGUAUUUUAGUGCCUUGUUAAAUUUAAUACAUUUAAAAUGUAACUGUUACUCUGACCAAAAACUAUUUUUGUAAGUGCCUACAUGUUGAAAAUCCCAAUUUUGUUUGUUUUUUAGAACACUUUAAACUAGACUAACAUUGUUUUAUUACUAAAUUAAAGUUUAC